Messenger RNA from Cololabis saira (Pacific saury), 1537 nucleotides. It is a transcript of the gene maza, whose product is annotated as myc-associated zinc finger protein. Gene Ontology annotation, molecular function: RNA polymerase II transcription regulatory region sequence-specific DNA binding; DNA-binding transcription factor activity, RNA polymerase II-specific. The record is from RefSeq and is a predicted model, not a curated record. NCBI's taxonomy places the organism in Eukaryota, Metazoa, Chordata, Actinopteri, Beloniformes, Belonidae. The coding region runs from base 157 to 1533 and encodes 458 amino acids. Gene Ontology annotation, biological process: regulation of transcription by RNA polymerase II. Gene Ontology annotation, cellular component: nucleus. The transcript has 7 exons.
GGUCCGAACCCCCGCAGGUGUCGGGUCGGAGCCCGGCGGCGCCACGUGGGCCCAGCCGGUGUUGGAGAGUUUCUCCCCGGGCUCCGGCUCCCUCCCCCCUGCUGCUCUCCCGCCCUCCCCGGGCCCAGGCGGGGUCGCUGCCCACCCGGCCCCGGGAUGGACGCGUCCUGGAGCAACUUCCUCUUCCAGACCACGGCCGCUCCGGACCAGAGCCAGGCCGAGCCGCCGCUGCAGGCCGAGCUGCUGCCGGAGCUCGCCGGCGCCGCCCAGACUCCCCCGGAGGAAAACGUCGUCUCGCCGCCGUCCACCGUCGACACCGCCGCCCUGAGCGAGGAGCCGCUGCCCGUGAAACCCCUGGCCAAGCCGGGCCGGCCCGCCCACAUCUGCGCCACCUGCAACAAGGAGUUCAAGAACAGCUACAACCUGCGUCGGCACCAGUCGGUGCACACGGGCGUCCGGAUGAAGGACCGCGCGGCGCGGGAGAAGGAGGAGGCCGGGAAGAAGCCGUCCAUCCCCCUGUCCCUGCUGCAGCUGGCCCUGCCCUCGCCCGCCCCCCCCGUCACGCCGGAGACGCUGCCCCAGCCCGGGCAGCUCACCGCCCCGCAGGGACACCCGCUCUCCGUCUCCAUCGCCCCGGCAACCGUAACCCUGGCGGCGCCGGCCCAGCCCAUCCAGGCCGUGGUUGUUGUGGGAUCCAUCGAGCAGAAUCCCACCCCCGUCCCCGUGGCCAGCGCCAACCAGGUGAGGAAGAACCACGCGUGCGAGGCGUGCGGGAAGGCCUUCCGCGACGUCUACCACCUCAACCGCCACCGGCUGUCCCACUCGGACGAGAAGCCGUACUCCUGCCCCGUCUGCCAGCAGCGCUUCAAGAGGAAAGACCGGAUGAGCUACCACGUACGCUCGCACCAGGGCGGCGUGGAGAAGCCGUACAUCUGCUCGCACUGCGCCAAGGCCUUCUCCAGACCCGACCACCUCAACAGUCACGUCCGGCAGGUCCACUCCACCGAGCGGCCGUUCAAGUGCACGACGUGCACGUCGGCGUUCGCCACGAGGGACCGGCUCCGCGCGCACCUGAUCCGGCACGAGGACAAGGUGCCGUGUCACAUCUGCGGGAAGCUGCUGUCGGCCGCCUACAUCACCGACCACAUGAGGGUCCACAACCAGUCGCAGCACCACGCCUGCCACCUCUGCAACCGCAGCUUCACCACCCUCACCUACCUGCGGGUCCACGCCCAGAAGCACCACGGCCAGGAGUGGAAGGAGAGCGGCGGGGCGCGGGGGGCGUUUGGCGGGGCGGGGGCCGGCGGCGUGCUGCUCUGCCAGCUCUGCGGGGUGCAGUGCAAGACCGCCACGCAGCUGCAGGGCCACAUGGGCACCCACGCCCAGCAGGGCGACCCGGGGCCCGGGCCGACGGGCCCGGGGGCCGCCGGCACCACCGGCAGCACCGGCGUGGCCGUCACCGUCUCCAGCGCCAGCACGGUGGGACUGCUGGUUACUGACUGCUCCAGUAUCGCCCCCCAGCCCCACAGCUAGCGGC